CCUGGUCUCAAGCUCUCAGCCAAUGGGAGCGCGCGUUUCAUCCGCUGUUGUUGGGGCUGGUUGUUUACCUCACCGCAGCGCGCCCAUCCUUCCCCGCGUCUCCGUCUUUUCGUCGUCUCCUCGGGCCCCCCUCAACACUUCCAAGCAGUCGUGGUGGUGCCGGUGAUGUCCUCGGUAGAAGCGAUGGACUCCCUGGAGGUGGCACCGGUGGCGCCCGAGCUCCACGCUGAGGAGCACUCCGACGACCAGGACCCGGAGGUCGUCGCCAGGAAGGGCAAGGCCAGGAAGGCCAAGGUGGCUAUCAAGGUGGGCGUCAAGCCGUCUCCCACCAAGCCGCCCUACCUGCACGUCGGUGGCGGCGGCGGUGGCAUUGGCGCCGGCGGCAAGAAGAAAAAGAAGAAGAAGAACCAGCCGGGAAAAUACAGCCGGCUGGUGAUCGACGUGAUCCGCGCGCUGGGUGAGCGCGGCGGUUCAUCGCUCGCCCGCGUGUACGCCGAGGCGCGCAAGGUGGAAUGGUUCGACCAGGAGCACGGGCGCACCUACCUCAAGUACUCGGUGAAGGCACUGGUGCAGAACGACACGCUGCUGCAGGUGAAGGGCACGGGCGCCAACGGCUCCUUCAAGCUGAACAAGAACAAGCUGGAGAAGAAGGCGGCGGAGGAGAAGGGCAAAUCCAAGCCUCCCGCCCCCACCUCCUCCAAGCCGGUGGGCAAGAAGAGCGUGGUGAAGGCCGAGCCCAAGGCGCUGAGGGGCAUUGCCGAGGAGAAGAAAAAGAAGAAGGAGCAGAAGCAGAAGAGCCUCAAGGAGAAGAACAAGAAGGCCAAGCAUUCCAAGAAGUCCGUGAAGACCUCGGUGGGAAAGUCGGUGUCCAAGGCUAUCGCAAAGGGGAAGAAGCCGACCAAAGUGUCAAAGGUCAAGAGGGUGUAGGUCCCCCGCGCCAGCGCUGGCGUUCUGUAACCAGCCCCGGGCUUCUAGCGUCACUGAGUUAAGGAGUAAAUGCCGUCGUCGGUUUAGCGCGUGGGUUUUCGCCGCCAUUAUUACGGAGCGUAAUUAGAUUUUUUCGGUGAUUCGGCCAAGUUUAUUUCGCGAGACCUUCCACCAGCAGAUAAAAGCCAAAACAAGGUCAAUGGUCACGUGUACGAGUGUUUAACAAUGCGCCGAUUUUUCUUGUGUCGGGUCCGUCACUGGAGAUUUGACGAAACAUUUUUCGAAUGGCUGAAUUUAGCAGCAAUUGGGUUCUGGAAUUUGGUUCUGAAAAUUACGUAGCCUAACCCGGAGCUCACGUCUCAGUUGCCAGCAUUAGUCUCACGCUGCUGUGGUUCUCAGUUUGCUUCUCAGUUGGUUAUUGAGUACACUGAGUAAACGUGACAUUCUUGUCGGGUGGUAGAGGGUUAAUGACAAGACAUUUGACAUAAAACUAUAACGUGGCCUAACUCCCAAAAACUAUGGGAUUUUCUUAUUGGCUACAGACAUCUACUUUUCAUACGUUUUCUAUUCCAUUGGGAUGGUCAGCGACCAGAAUCAGAAUUUUAUUUAGACUGUAGGAAUCCAAUAAGCUAUGAAUCUUUUUUUUACAGAUGUCCAUUAUUUCAAAGGUGUCCAGAUUAACAAUCCAAACUACAGCCGAGGCGUAAUUGAUCACACACACACAGUCAUCAAUGGACCUCUACAUUGACGCAGUCAUUAAUGUUGGGUUUUUUUUUCUUUUCUCAAGGCUUAUGUUGCUAUAAUUGUGCGUGCUCCUCUCUCUACAGAGCUCCCUUUACCCUGCAAAAAUAUCCGAGCUCAGCUAUUUUCAUAAUGUAUGUCCGCCACGGUAUCAAAAUAUCCUAUUGUCCAGCGCCGGGGGAUUGUGAAUCGGUCACUCCGUGCCCUCGCUCAAGAGACAAAUUAUCUUGGCGAAAAUCGCUUAGCUGUGAUCCCCUGAGCCACGAAAUCGGUAGCAGUGUCGUACACACUCAGUGCCCGCCCACUCCACUCUCGCCAAAUUGACCGCCGCCCCAUCUUGGGUUCCUUACAAAUUCGAGAUCACUCUGAAGAUAACGUUACCCCGGACGACUCUCACACCAGCUCGGAAUCGUUUGCGGUUGAUGCUGUUGCUACGGCAGAGUCCUUGAGUUGGUGCUUUGGUCUUGCUGGGUGUGGGCUUAAUGCCGCCGUGGUUGCUCACGUUGGCUGGCCGUGCUGCCCCCCCCCCGCCCACCCACCCCCUCCCGCUGAGUGAGGACACCAGAAAGUAACUAAAAAAAAAUUGAUUGAACAGUUUAAUGGGCAAAAACAUUGAACAGAAAAAGUCAUAUCUGUCAAUAACGCCUCAACAGGAAAUAUUUUAAAGAAGUUCACGAAUAACACUGAGGCCUUAAUAGGAAAAGUAUACGAUAGGCCAUGUUUUGGGCAAAUGGUCCCUUAUCAAAGCUAAGUAUUCAGUAGUGCACAAGCACAAUUCAUAAACUCGCAUUCGUGAACAACAACAGCGUCUCCACAAAAAACAGAUCGUUGUGCGCAAAUCAAGUUUAAUGUUGCACAAAAUGAACUGCAUCGUACAAACACUUCCAUGGGUACUAUCUCGUCAAGGAGCACAAACCAUCGCGUGACCUGUCAUCGCUCGCAGUGACGGCUUUUAGCUCAUCGGCGAACAAAGACUCCACGUAUUGCGCUUUUGCAGAUGCGCUUCUGCGGCAAUCUGGAAAGCUCUUCCGAUAUUAAGAAGCCACUGGAGCGAUGCGCUUUUAAAUCAUAUAGAUUGAAAACUCAUUUAUUUGCAACUGCUUUUUGCGUUCAGUUUGGUUGUCCUUCCCCCACACCUCCGAUUUGCACGGUUGACUAUAUGGUGCGAAAAAGGUUUGACAUGUACACACGUAAGCUGGACCGCCUGAUUCGAACUGCGUACUCUGGACUCCAGGGUGCAUGAGUGGCCAAUGUUUUUUAUUCUAGGUCAAGGCUUAAACGUCAUGGGCUGGGUCAGUGUCAAGUAGGUCAAGGUCAACGUCUGGGAGACCUACACCAUAAUCCACAAUCCAGAUUCUGGACUCCAGCGUCCUGAAUCCAGUCUCUAAACCCAAUAAUCUGGAGUGCAGGUUUUUGUAUUCCAAGCUCCAUCGUCCGGGUCUUUAGGCAAAAUUCUCCUCGCUCAGCACGGAGGCAGAGAAGCAGAGCCAGGAAGUGAAUUUGACAUUGGUGGAGAUCAGGGGUCAGAAACCAAAAUAACAAGAAGAGCCUUUUUCGAAUUCGGUAAAAAAAUGCAAUAUUUGAAAAGCUGCAAUACGUGUGAAUAUGAAACUGAUCCUGAAUACAUAACAUCAUGAAGCAGUCCUGAAAGAGCCGCAGGUUUCUGACCUCUGGUGUUGAUAGAACAGAGCCAGCUUGCACGAUCCAAACUUCAAGCGUAGAUCCCUGUGUGAUGUCUUUAUCGAGUGUGCAUGUGGUGCAGCUGCACCAGACCUAUGAGCCGGAGGGUUACAGGCAUUCAGCUUAAGAGAGGGGGGUGGGGGAGGGAUAGUGGACACUGCCAACCACGCUACGUCACUGAUGCCAAAACACGGCUACCCCGGUGAUCUGUGCAACGAUUUGUGUCCGGUCACUUCGCUGCACAAAUUACCAUCUGGUGAAGUGGAGUUUUCUCAUAAUUUUGGUCAAGCACCGCUUGGAGAGCAAUAUGUGUGUAGUUAAUAGGAUGUAGUGAACAACUGCAUGCGCGGCUUAUUUGUCAGUCCGCCGCUGCACGAUGGCCUCUCCGUGCCAUGCGGUUCGUGAGGGUUAUUUGACCAUGCUUAACCGUGCGGGUUGGGGAAGGUGUGGAGCGGAGUUGUCAAACUCGUACAUUAUGUAGCUGAUCCGCCCUGUUCCUGUCCUGCAGAUUAUAACGAGGGGGACAGGUUAGCUCAAUAGACAAAAAAAAGUUCGGAGACGAUGAGUAGAUACUGUGUGUUGUGUUCUGUCCUCCGGAGAUGUGGGCGACUCCAUAGCAGCGGAGCACCAAAGGUUUGUCGAACGGCUAAACGUUAUUUCAAAGUGUUCAGAAUGGAGUCCGCUUAAAUUUAUAUUGAGGUCGUGCCCCAUGCCCUACAGUGCAUGUGGGGCUCGCCGUCCUUUCCCUAGUCAUCAUUGCCUUCUCAUAAUACAAAAACGCACCUUUAGUAAUUAGCAGAGUACACCAUUAUAGUGUAAUUUAUCAAAGGUGAACUCACACCGGCUGCAAUUAAAACUAUGCACGUUUCUGCAUUACCCUCUGCUGAUAAUGUAGCGAGUGCAGUGCAGGAGUGUGGAGACAGGACAUGGACAAGGGAGGCCGUUUGAAUGAUCACCUUCAGGGUUUGUGAGUGAUAUCUAUCUGCUCCCUCUUGUUUGGCCAGUCAUACGAAUGGACCCUUUGCCUUGUGUCCGGGGAAGCGGUUGCGGUAGUGAUCGUGCAGCGCUAGGAGGGGCAGGAAUGUUGUCUGAGCGGUGGUGACCCUUGGAGAGCUGUGAAUGUGCCACGUGUGCAAAGUGGUCUCCCACCUCUAGUGCGGAUGCCCCUUCAGUUUCACAACCACCGGCUGAAGCUUAAGAAAUGUUUAAAUGAUACCUUUUUGCAAACAGGUAAAGCGUUAUAUUUACUUGUGUGGCCAUGUUACAACAUCUGGGCGGUGGUGACUAUGCACGUGGCCUGCAAUCCAUCACUGUGAAGGCAGUAAGGGUUCGUGGAUCACCGCACACAUUUUGCAAAACUUCUUUCCUGUGGGAAUCAAGGAGGAGCCAUACAUACCCUGGCUCGCCAGAAAAAGGGAGUAAUGCAAAGUACGGACAAAUAUCUGUACUGGAUAAAGUGUUGCUCCCUUGCACGGGUGAGUUUUCUCCUAGGUGCUCCGGUUUCCUCCCACAUGUAAAAACGCCCAUCAAUUGUCAGAAAACAUCUAAAUAUAUAGAGGACCGCAGAGCUUGGGAAAUUGUUGGUAGUGCCGGCUCAGUGCGUGAUUUCUGCCUUCCAGCUUUUGUGGUUCGCAAGGAGAUUGGGAGAUGCUAUUUGUAUGGACGAUGACGCUAUAUGUAAUACUAAACAAUUAUGCAUUGGCAAUUUGCAUUAUUAUUGUUGUGACUGGCCGCUGCGUAUUAAAAAACGAUUGCAAUACAAAGGUGAAAUAUUUUAAAUUUCUUGUAACUAACAGACCCAGGACCAAAAGCUUUGCCCACCUGGCGUGUCGCAAAUUGGUGUCACAUAAACCCUGUCACAUUCAAAUUUUCUAUCAUUUGUCCAAUCCAAGUUCUUUUGCAGAACAUUUUCACAAAGCAGACACUUGCUGCCACAACAAAAAUUGUAUAACCCUCGUACAAAUAUAUUUUCUUGGGUUUGCCACACUGACGAUCACACCUUCAACUCCGUGACUUAGAGGUAAAGGUUGGUGGACCACGUAGGGAUCGGAGAUCUGCAUCGGGUUAGUUGACACGGCUCAGCGUUCGCGGAGACAACCGCUUUUGGCAGAUGUUCCCAGCUGAAAUCUGGCAAACCGGCAUGGUUAAUACUACAAGUGUCUGUAUACUAAGCGCCGUCUGCAUCACUUAGUGGACAGUAAAGAUCCUGUGACGUCAUUCGCAAGAGAAGGCUAUCGUGUGCUGGCUUCGUGAUCCAAAUUCUGAAAUGUUUAGUAAAUUUCAGUUCAUUUUUCAGCAUUCUGAUGUCUUGGUGAAUGCCAGUUAAAUUUCGAUUUAAAGCUUUCGUGACUGCAGGGAUUCAUUCAUCUUCUUGGUUCUUUCGGUAAAGUCACGUAGAGGAAAAAUAAUAAAAUGAUAAAAAUAAAACAUAAUAAAAUAAUAUUUUAUUUUAGAAUGUUUUUUUUAUUAUAAUAUUUUAUUAUGUUUUCUUUUUAUUAUUUUUCCUCUACGUGACUUUACCAAAAGAACCAAGAAGAUGAAUGCCAGUUAAUUGAGAUGACACAGCAGCAACCAUCGCCCCCCUACUGGCAGACUAAUGGACUUUGCUGCACUGCCCUCUGCUUUCAAUAUAGCCCCGGCAGCCCCCUACCACCACUGAUUCUCUGUAUGGUGGUUGCCCAUCCAGGCAAUAGCCAGGCUGCAACCUGCUUAGCUUCUGAGAUCUGAUUAGAUUGGGCACAUGGUUGGUGAUAUGGUCGUCGGCUCCCUACGGAGUCAAAGUGUCCACGUGUUGCCCCCGACUCGAAUGAGCCAUCCAGCGUCAUCUUCGGACCGACGGCUGACCCGAUGGUUUAGCUUUGCCUGGCUUUGUGCUGUCCGCUCACCGCUUUGCGAAACACGUUUUUGUUGUGUUGUUUGAUUUUUAUCGCUUUUUUUCUAUACAUAAAAGGUUUUUCAAUAUUU
Lethenteron reissneri (Far Eastern brook lamprey) is the source of this 6312-nucleotide messenger RNA. RefSeq names its product histone H1.10. Gene Ontology annotation, cellular component: nucleosome. Lineage: Eukaryota; Metazoa; Chordata; Hyperoartia; Petromyzontiformes; Petromyzontidae. Gene Ontology annotation, biological process: nucleosome assembly. The record is from RefSeq and is a predicted model, not a curated record. Gene Ontology annotation, molecular function: DNA binding; structural constituent of chromatin.